CCAGCAGGAACGGCUCAUCGCCCGGCUUCCCGUCCGCCCCAGAAAACAUUGUUCCAUCGCAGUGAGCAGCGUCCCUGCGAACCUGCCUCAGGCUUGGUGGCGGUCCCCACAAUGCCAGGCUCGUGCAGGCUGGUGGUCUACACGCUGCUGGGUCUGGUGUCCCUGCUGGUGCGGGGGCUGUCCCUGCCCUGCCCCGCCACCUGCCAGUGCUACGACACCUCCAAAGUCUUCUGCUCGGAGGAGAGGAUGCAGGAGAUCCCGGCAGGUCUGCCAGGGAACGCCACCCAGCUCUUCUUUGUGGAGACGGCCCUGAGCAGCAUCCGCAGUGGGGCCCUGGGCUCCAGCACCACCCUCACCAAGCUGGUCUUCCUCAACAACAAUAUCCAGGAGCUGGAGGCCGGCGCCUUCCGGGGGCUGCCCAGCCUCACUGAGCUGGAGGUGUCGGGCAACCCCUUGCCGGCGGUCAGCCCGGGGAUGCUGAUGGGGCUGCGCAGCCUCAGCAAGCUCUCCCUGGGUGCCAACACCUUCCGCUCCCUGCAGCCGGGGCUCUUCACCGCCGCCUGCCACCUGCAGGACCUGCGCUUGCCGGGGAACAAGAUCGAGGCGCUGCCCCUCGGCAUCUUCCGCCCCCUUCGGCACCUCCAAACCCUGGACCUCUCACAGAAUGUCCUGGCCGAGCUGCCGGCGGGGCUGCUGGCCCCCCUCGCCACCCUCCGCCUCCUCAAGCUCAGCGACAACCUGCUGGCGCGGGUGCCCGCCGGUGCUUUCAGGGCGCUGGGCCAGCUGGCCGAGCUCCACCUGGAUGGUAACCGGCUCGAGGAGUUGCCGGAUGGCCUCUUCGCCGGGCUGGGGGGGCUGCAGCGGCUGCAGCUGCAGCACAACGCCCUGGGCAGCCUGGCCCCCGACAUCUUUGCCGAUCUCCCCAACCUCACCGUCAUCAGCCUGGAGGGCAACCACCUGGCCACCCUGCCCGCUGCCCUCUUUGCCGGCACCCCUCGCCUCCUCCACCUCUCGCUGGCCCGCAACCGGCUGGAGACGCUGCCCCAGGAGAUCUUCGCCAACCUCUCGGCGCUGCAGACCCUGGUGCUCUCGCACAACGCCAUGGUCCACCUCCCCGCCGGGGUUUUCCAGGGGCUGGUGGAGCUGGCGACGCUGCAGCUGAGCCACAACAACCUGUCCAGCCUGCCGGCCGGGCUGCUGGCCGGGCUGCCCCUCCUUACAGCCCUGGCCCUGGACCACAACCACCUGGCCCGCGUGCCCCCGGGGAUUUUGGAUGCCAAUGGGCAGCUGGUACGCCUGGGGCUGGCCAACAACCCCUGGGCCUGCGACUGCCACCUCGCCUACCUCCUGGGCUGGCUCCAGAGCUUCGCCGAGCCCCUCAUCCAUGCACAAGCCUUCUGUGCCGGCCCGGCUGCCCUCCAGGGACGGUCCCUGCUGGAGGUCCCACAGGGGCAGCUGGAGUGCCCGGCAGUGCCUGGUGUCCUCCCGGAGGAGGGCUGGGACGGGGAGCCAGGGGAGGAUGCUCCAGGACAGUGCACCUACAGCAACCCCGAGGGCACUGUAAGCGUGGCCUGCGAUGCCACGAGUUGCCAGCAGCUCAGCCUUCGCCUCCCUCCUCCUCCUCCUCCCAGGCAGGCAGCGGGCCCGGGGCUGGCGUACCAGGGUGCCUGGGUGCUGCACUCCCGCUGCGGCACGCUGCAGGUCAGCGUCCUCAUCACGGCGCAGAGCGGGGAUGAGGCCACCUCACCAGGGCUCCCCGCUGCGCCCUAGGGCUUUGGCGGGUACCCGCUCCGGCUCUGCUGUUGCUUUGGCCACCUCCAAAUCAGCCUGGGAAAAGCACCUCGUCUUGUUCUGCCACCCCUGCCAUGGUUACCAGCUGUCACCAAGCUCUCUGCAAGAA
Chroicocephalus ridibundus (black-headed gull) is the source of this 1900-nucleotide messenger RNA. It is a transcript of the gene CPN2, whose product is annotated as carboxypeptidase N subunit 2. Gene Ontology annotation, molecular function: protein binding. NCBI's taxonomy places the organism in Eukaryota, Metazoa, Chordata, Aves, Charadriiformes, Laridae. The coding region runs from base 112 to 1770 and encodes 552 amino acids. The record is from RefSeq and is a predicted model, not a curated record. The transcript has 2 exons. Gene Ontology annotation, cellular component: extracellular matrix.